CUAUGCUGGAACAUAACCUCCGAUCCGGUCAUUGUUGAAAGCGUUGAAAGUGUCAAACUUUACCCUUGCACAAUAAAGUAAAGGGGACUAAUCGGACGAGAAUUAAAAAGCAAUUCAUCUAUUAAUCAAAUCUUAAAAAUGCAGCGAGAAGAAAAGCAAUUAGAUUCCGCUCUCGAGGCUAUUACAAUGAGAGUGAAUGAUCUCAAAUCUUCAAUAGCUUCAAUGAUAUUUAAAUUGGAACACGAGUACGAAACGCUAAAUUGGCCGAGUUUUCUCGAUAACUUUGCACUCAUUGCUGGUCACCUCACAAGCCUGUCCAAAAUUUUGGCUCAUGACAAAGCACCCAAUUUAAGGAGUUUGACAGUUCUACCGCUAUUGUUGAGUCCAGAGAAGGAUGAAGAUCUUGUGAGAAUGACAGAGGGAAGAAUAUCUACGUUUGCUCAUGAUCUUGUCCCAGAUUAUCUGCGAACCAAACCAGAACCUCAAGCGGAACAAAAGAUGGUGCAACUUGAAAUAAAGGCAGCAAAUCUGAGCUACGAUGCAUCACACGACUGCAAUAAACAAGUUGCCCAAUACACAAAAGUGAUAAACCAUGUGUGGGACAUUGCGAACAAAGCUAGAGAAGAAUGGGAAAGCGAAGCUGGUUCAAGAACAACGCAGGCCCAAACGAGCAGCACUGCUGACACGAAUGUCCUUGUUACCGCUGUUGGAAUGGGCAGUGGUUUGAAGUCUGAUGCUGUACAAAUGGGACAGUCGGGUGUAAGUCCAGUGCCUGCGGGAAUGAUGGUUGGAAGGCCAGGAAGUCAACCUGGUGCCGGUGGCCAAGGACCUCUUGGAAACUCACAGAUGGGUCAAAUAGGCAAAGCCCCGAGUGCUAUUAAAACGAACAUCAAGGCAGCCUCACAAAUUCAUCCUUAUGUACGAUAAUAAAGGGUCAGAUGAACAAAA
Molecule: messenger RNA, 948 nt
Organism: Venturia canescens
Lineage: Eukaryota; Metazoa; Arthropoda; Insecta; Hymenoptera; Ichneumonidae
Gene: MED8
Product: mediator complex subunit 8
Exons: 6
Coding region: 139-927 (262 amino acids)
Biological process (GO): regulation of transcription by RNA polymerase II
Cellular component (GO): mediator complex; core mediator complex
Molecular function (GO): transcription coregulator activity; RNA polymerase II cis-regulatory region sequence-specific DNA binding
Source: RefSeq, a predicted model, not a curated record